AUGCCUCCUGUAGUAGAUUCAGAUGAAUCUAUGAAUGUUUCAGAUCCAUUGAGGUCUGAAAACCGGACUCCCAAUGAGGUAGCGUCACUGAAUCUUUAUGUUGUAAUUCACAUUUCAGACUCAGGCACAUUGGACAGGCCAGAAAGGAGGCAACUUCAACCACCUUUCCAAUCAAUCAGGUUACCAAGCUUCAUUAGUGAGCAUCUUCAAAGAAAAGUUGUUCCAGUUGGGCCUCGAUUCCAGGCUGAUGUUCACAAGUGGAAUGGACCAGUGGAGAAGAGCCUUCUUAUUGGUGUAUUUAAGAAUGACUUUUGGGAUUCAAGGUGGUUGGGCACUAAAGUGUGGCCCAUUGAAGUUGGAACUGUGAAAACCAGAGGGAGAAUGAAUGAAAAAGGAAGACCUGGCCCUUGUAGAUGUGUCACACCAGGAUCUGUUGAUUGCAUUAGACGCCACAUUCUUGAGAGGAGGCAACUUCUUCAACGAGAUCUUGGCCAUGCUUUCUUUGGAUGGAAGUUCUAUGAGAUGGGUGAACAAUGCUUGAGCAUGCAGACAAGGUCACCCCUAAAACAAGUUGAUUCUGAUGAUGACGAGGUGGAGGACUUCAAUUCCAUGGGCUUGCAAAAGAGAUGUAAAGGGAAAAAAGCCAUCAAGACUCGAUAUUUGCAUGUGGCUUCUUAG
Molecule: messenger RNA, 678 nt
Organism: Fraxinus pennsylvanica
Lineage: Eukaryota; Viridiplantae; Streptophyta; Magnoliopsida; Lamiales; Oleaceae
Source: the annotation of a GenBank genome assembly